This is a messenger RNA of Myodes glareolus (Bank vole), 1827 nucleotides long. It is a transcript of the gene Ddi1, whose product is annotated as DDI proteasomal shuttling factor 1. Lineage: Eukaryota; Metazoa; Chordata; Mammalia; Rodentia; Cricetidae. Gene Ontology annotation, molecular function: aspartic-type endopeptidase activity; protein binding. Gene Ontology annotation, biological process: proteolysis. The record is from RefSeq and is a predicted model, not a curated record.
CUAAAUUCCAAGCAGCACAUACACACAUGGACUUGUUACCUUGAGAAUCCAUGGGGCCAUCAGCUGACACUGGGGCUGGAAGGCAGCCUCCAUUCUGGCAACUGGCUUUGCCUUUCUGAGAGUUGGAUGAGUUUCGUACCAAGGUGCGAGAGGCAAGUCAGUCAUUCACCCCAACCAACACCAGUCAGCCAGCGAUCCAUCAGAUGUUUUCUGCCAACGUGGCUUUCCUGAGUGUGUACCAUGCUAAUAACUGUAUACUGUGUGCGUAGGGACCUCACAGAGGUAACCUUUUCCCUCCAGGUCAGCCCUGACUUUGAGCUCUGCAACUUCAGAGUCCUCUGUGAGCUUGAGUCUGGUGUGCCUGCCGAGGAGAUUCAGUUCAUUUACAUGGAGCAGCUCCUCACAGAUGACCACUGCUCGCUGGGUACCUAUGGUCUCAAAGAUGGUGAUAUGGUUGUACUACUUCAGAAGGACAAUGUGGGACUUCAGGCUCCAGGAAGGACUCCAAAUCAGCCUCGGGCAGAAUUCACUGCAUCAGCUGUGGCAGGAACAAGUUCCCGACACGAGCAUCACCAACAGCAACGGAUACCAUCAACACAAACCCAUGGAUUGGCCUCUGGAGAGAAUAUGACCUAUGCUCAGGAUCUUAACAGUCCUGCUCUGAUUCGCAGCAUGCUUCUUUCCAACCCCCAUGAUCUGUCCCUGUUAAAGGAACGGAAUCCUGCUUUGGCUGAAGCUCUGCUUAGUGGAAACCUUGAGACAUUUUCCCAGGUCCUGAUGGAGCAGCAGAGGGAAAGGGCCAUGAGAGAGCAAGAGAUGAUUCGUCUUUAUUCUGCUGACCCAUUUGAUCAGGAAGCUCAGGCUAGAAUAGAAGAAGAAAUUAGACAGCAGAAUAUAGAAGAAAAUAUGAACAUAGCGAUGGAAGAGGCUCCGGAGAGUUUUGGACAAGUGGCUAUGCUCUAUAUUAACUGCAGAGUGAAUGGGCAUCCUUUAAAGGCUUUUGUUGACUCAGGUGCCCAGAUGACCAUCAUGAGCCAAGCUUGUGCUGAGAGAUGUAACAUUAUGAGACUGGUGGACCGGCGAUGGGCUGGGGUUGCUAAGGGAGUGGGCACACAGAGAAUUGUGGGCCGAGUUCAUCUGGCUCAGAUUCAGAUUGAAGGUGAUUUCUUACAGUGUUCUUUCUCCAUACUGGAGGAGCAGCCCAUGGAUAUUCUUCUAGGGCUGGAUAUGCUCAGAAGACAUCAGUGUUCCAUCGACUUAAAGAAGAAUGUGCUGGUGAUUGGCACCACCGGCACACAGACACACUUUCUUCCUGAAGGAGAAUUGCCCUUGUGUGCAAGGCUGGUGAGUGGAACUGUACAAGAAGACUCUUCAGACAAGGAAGUAGCAGGCAAUAUCAAGCAUUCAAUCAAGGGUCCAGCACGAAAAAAGCAUUGAAUCAGGUUAUAUAUAAGCCACUUCCAUGACGGAGCUAGCCAUAGGUCCCAGGAAAGUAGAAGAUAUGAGCUCAUUGGCAAUGCCAUCAUUAAAAACAUCUUAGCAACCAGAUUUGGCCUUGUGACUGAGUACACAGAUGGGUGGCUAUGUAAGUCAUCACUGUUAAACAUAGUGUAUGUGUGGGUCCAUUCUUCCACUCCAGAUCACUGAACCUCAUCCAGGAGAGGGGCCGAAACUUCAAGUUGGUUUCCCAACAAUCUAGUGGAGGGAAAAUGAGUCUCCCUGUCAGAUUACAUGGAGGACAUGUUCAAACCAAGACUGCUAAUUUUGCAUAAGCUCCUAGGGAAAAAAGCCAUUCUUUCAGAUUACAAAGACCUGUAAACAAAAUGA